AUGAUGGAUCUCAUGAAAUAGAUCGUUUGCGAAACUAUAGAUUUAUGGGCUAAGUAGGGUACAAUCGAUAUAGUACUGGAAACAUCAGAUUUGAUGAUGACUAUUAUUCUGGCAUGCGUAUUUGGCAGAUAGAAUGAAAAUCCACUUAUCAAUUACAAAGAUAAAGGAGAAAUAAGAUAGAUGAAGUUAGGCUAAGCUUUAUCUACAAAUCUAGGGCGAGCUGUAGAACGUGAGUUCUAAGCAUAUCUAAUAUUAUUCCCAGAGCUUUUUCCUUACUCUCUGUCAAACUUUGAUCAAGAAGUUUAGUAUAAUGCUGAAUAGGUAAUUGAAUACAUCAGAAAGCUUAUAUAGAUUAAAAGAAUUAGCUUUGCUUAAACAGGUCAUUACGAGGGAGAUGAUCUGCUUAGUGUAUUACUCUAGGAUGAGGUGUUUCAAGAUUCAGAUCAGAUGAUAAUUGAUGAAUGUAUUACCUUCUUCAUAGCAGGGUCUUAAACAACAGCAGUCACAAUUUCUAACUUUUUAUGCUAUAUUGCUUAAUCUUAAGAAUAUGAGAAAAAAAUUCGAUGGGAAUUUGGAAAACUAUUAUACAACUACGGAAUGGAUAUUCAAAAAUUGACAAAGGAACUAGAUCUAAACAAAAUAGAGGAGUUUGAAUACUUGAAAUUCUGCUUUUAUGAGACUUUGAGAAUUGAACCACCAGUGAUAAUCUCAUCAUCAGUUAAAUUGACAGAAGAUUAAGAAAUUUCAGGAGUGAUUAUAAAACAUGAUGAUAUGCUAAUUGUAAAUCUUCACCAAAUACAUCACAACAAAGAUCAAUGGAUUGAUGAUGACAAGUUUAUUCCCGAGAGAUUUGAUCCUUAGUCUAAGUAUUAUGUUACACCUGCUGGUACAUAGAGGAAUUAGUUUUCUUUUGUUCCAUUCCUAGGAGGAAAGAGAGUUUGUCUAGGCAAGACUUUCGCAGAAAAUGCUUUUAAGACCAUAGUUCCAUUGCUGAUGAAUAAUUAUAAAUUCUUGUUUUGUGAUGAUAAGUAAAAGUCUUAGAAACCUUUUAACAACGCACUCAUGUUCAAGAGACCAUAAGUAUACAUGAAAUUAGAAAGAAUUAAUUGA
Messenger RNA from Stylonychia lemnae, 1110 nucleotides. The record is from the annotation of a GenBank genome assembly. Lineage: Eukaryota; Ciliophora; Spirotrichea; Sporadotrichida; Oxytrichidae.